AUUCUUAAACAAUAAAUAACUUGGAUUUUUUUUUUCAAGUGGAAUACUAGAGCAAAGAGAGAGAAACUGACAGAACUAAUGUUUGAACACUACAACAUCCCUGCAUUCUUCCUUUGCAAAACUGCAGUUUUGACAGCAUUUGCUAAUGGUCGUUCUACUGGUCUGAUUUUGGACAGUGGAGCCACUCAUACCACUGCAAUUCCAGUCCAUGAUGGCUAUGUUCUUCAGCAAGGCAUUGUGAAAUCCCCUCUUGCUGGAGAUUUUAUUACUAUGCAGUGCAGAGAACUCUUCCAAGAAAUGAACAUAGAAUUGAUUCCUCCAUAUAUGAUUGCAUCAAAAGAAGCUGUCCGUGAAGGAUCUCCAGCAAACUGGAAAAGAAAAGAGAAGUUGCCACAGGUUACAAGGUCAUGGCAUAACUACAUGUGUAAUUGUGUUAUCCAGGAUUUUCAAGCAUCAGUACUUCAAGUAUCAGAUUCAACUUAUGAUGAACAAGUAGCUGCACAGAUGCCUACUGUUCAUUAUGAAUUCCCCAAUGGCUACAACUGUGAUUUUGGUGCAGAACGGUUAAAAAUUCCUGAAGGCUUAUUCGACCCUUCCAAUGUAAAGGGGCUGUCAGGAAAUACAAUGUUAGGAGUCAGUCAUGUUGUCACUACAAGUGUUGGAAUGUGUGAUAUUGAUAUCAGACCAGGUCUGUAUGGCAGUGUGAUAGUGGCAGGAGGAAACACGUUAAUACAGAGUUUUACUGAUAGGUUGAAUAGAGAGCUUUCUCAGAAAACUCCCCCAGUAAGUACUGUUUGUUGUUCUUCAUUGCUAUUCUUCAGUGAUGUGUGUACUCACUGAUGGUGUAAUUUAUAGUAAGUGUUCAUUUGUCAGUAGGUAGGUGCUAUUUUGUGUGUGCUUUGAAUGCUAUGGUUUAAAGCUAAUAUCUGUUAUCUCUUGGUUACUCUUAAAUUAUUUGAAUCAGUAUAACUCCUUAACUUUAUACUUAAGUGUCAAUAGUCAGGCUCUAGGGAGACAAAUUAUGGUUCCUGUCCACCAAGGGCUCGUUCCGUUAGGAAGAUUAGAUAUGAAAAAAUUAAUGACUGUAUUGUGCUUAGUACUUCAGUAUUCCUGGAAUCAAGUGCUCUUUUGAACACUAAGAAGCAAGUACUUAACUCUUUAGGAGUAUCAGAGGAAAGCUUUAUAAAGAAGCUGUUAUUUGAAUGAAGAGAAGUUCAAGUGGUUGCUAAUUUAUGAAAGGACAUAUAGGUGGAGAGACUUCCAUGUGCAAAAAA
Molecule: messenger RNA, 1274 nt
Organism: Ictidomys tridecemlineatus (thirteen-lined ground squirrel)
Lineage: Eukaryota; Metazoa; Chordata; Mammalia; Rodentia; Sciuridae
Source: RefSeq, a predicted model, not a curated record